AUGGCGAACUCAAGGAGCAAACGAACCAAUAAAGAUCAAAUGGAGAUGAUAAUCAAUUUUCUUGGGGAAAACCGGGUACUUGUCACACAAAAAAUGCACCCGUUGAACACGGGUGACUGUGAACCUUUGUGGGAUGAAUUGACCGAGAAGUUGAACUCUGUGGAGAACGGUGCAAGAAAAGAUAAGAAACAAUGGAAAACUGUAAGUACCUAA
Molecule: messenger RNA, 213 nt
Organism: Acanthoscelides obtectus
Lineage: Eukaryota; Metazoa; Arthropoda; Insecta; Coleoptera; Chrysomelidae
Source: the annotation of a GenBank genome assembly